Messenger RNA from Chanos chanos (milkfish), 732 nucleotides. RefSeq names its product SRY-box transcription factor 21a (gene sox21a). The transcript has a single exon. Gene Ontology annotation, cellular component: nucleus. Gene Ontology annotation, biological process: brain development; negative regulation of transcription by RNA polymerase II; positive regulation of transcription by RNA polymerase II. The coding region runs from base 1 to 732 and encodes 243 amino acids. The record is from RefSeq and is a predicted model, not a curated record. Lineage: Eukaryota; Metazoa; Chordata; Actinopteri; Gonorynchiformes; Chanidae. Gene Ontology annotation, molecular function: DNA-binding transcription activator activity, RNA polymerase II-specific; RNA polymerase II cis-regulatory region sequence-specific DNA binding.
AUGUCGAAACCCAUUGACCACGUAAAGCGGCCGAUGAACGCGUUCAUGGUGUGGUCGCGAGCCCAGAGGCGAAAGAUGGCUCUGGACAAUCCUAAAAUGCAUAACUCCGAAAUCAGCAAGCGCCUCGGGGGUGAAUGGAAACUUCUCUCGGAGUCGGAGAAAAGGCCUUUUAUCGACGAAGCAAAGCGUUUGAGAGCCGUUCACAUGAGAGAGCACCCGGAUUAUAAAUACAGACCCAGGCGAAAGCCAAAGACGCUGAUGAAAAAAGACAAGUUUACUUUUCCCGUGCCCUACACUAUGGGAGAUCACGACUCGUUGAAAACCAGCAGUUUAUCCAGUGGUGCGCUCACGGACUCCUUAAUUGGCAAUCCGGAUAAAGCAGCCGCAGCAGUUGCUGCCGCCGCUGCGACAAGGGCACUUUUCAGUCAGCCGUUAUCCACCAACCCCUAUUCCUUUUUUGACCUGAGUGCGAAGAUGUCGGAAAUUUCCGCAACAUCUUUUCCAUACGUGUCCUCACUUGGGUACCCAGGGAGUGCCGCUGCGUUUCCCGGAAUGGGCGCAGUUGCACAGCCAGCGCACACUCACCCCUCUCCUGGAAAUCCUGGAUACAUGAUACCCUACAACUACUCGACGUGGCCGACGUCCGGACUCCAGCCUCCUUUAGCUUACAUCGUUCUACCCGGUGUGGGCAAAAGUCAUGAACCUUACCCUGCAUACGCGACAGCCUUAUGA